Molecule: messenger RNA, 2835 nt
Organism: Microdochium trichocladiopsis
Lineage: Eukaryota; Fungi; Ascomycota; Sordariomycetes; Xylariales; Microdochiaceae
Product: DNA replication regulator SLD3-domain-containing protein
Exons: 4
Coding region: 70-2604 (844 amino acids)
Biological process (GO): DNA replication initiation
Cellular component (GO): DNA replication preinitiation complex
Source: RefSeq, a predicted model, not a curated record
CCUUCGGGCUCCUUCGAGUUCUCUCGCUUCUACGAUGCCCAGGUCAAGGUCCUCGAGCUUGAGGCCCGCAUGGGUGCAGAGCCGAAAAUCUUGGUUGCCAGGCUGGACUACGACAAGACAGUCUACGCACUCGAGCGCCAGGAAACCGGCUUAUAUAGCUUGUGCAAACUCAGCAAUGGGGUGGAUCUUGGCCUGCUCAGCCGGGAUGCGUCGCUCGUCGCUGCUGCAGUCUUGAGAAAGCGUAGUUCGUCCAAGACUGAAGAACCACGAGCUCUGCCCACCACAACAAUAAGCUCCCACCACGAAAGCAAAAAGAGAAGACUGGCUAUCGAGGCAAUCCAGUCGCUUGUCAAGAAGCCCCCGCCAUUAAGCCUGGAGGGACCAUCGGCUGGCGACGCGUCUGAUCUCCAGGUUCCAAUCGAGCACGAAGUCUCAGGACUCCUUUCCACAGCUCCCUCGCCGCUUAGCGUAGCACAAGACGCCCAGCCACCACCAGUCGGCACAAGCGAAGGCACCACCGAGGAUGUACAUCACGCGAACAGUGCUCUCGAAGACCUUGCUCGACCUGACGCCGACACUAUCUUUGACAGUAUACGGAGGCAGUAUCAAGAGACACUCUAUCAUUCCAGGGGAUCACUGGCAUACUUUGCAAAAGGACCGUUGUCCCGUGCCCGUGCUGCCUUCCAUCUAGACUGUGAUGGCGAUCUUGAAAUGGUUGACCUGGUCGAAUAUCUCAAGACUCUGAUUAUGACAACGGUGCAGAUCGACAAGAAGUACCGUGAAAUCGUCCCGGAGAUAAUCGCGAAAUGCAAACUAAUCGCCCAGGACUCUGACGAAGAGAACAAGGCCGCAAAGGCUAAGAAAAGGCGAGCAAAGAAGAUGAAGCUGAACAAGGACGGUCUAUACCCAGACGACGAAGAGCAUGUUCGCAAAUGGUGGUCUACCCGUCGACCGAAACCAAAAGACGAUGAGGACACCACGAGGCAGUCGCCUCAAGAAGCACGUUGGGAAAUCUCAUAUCUGAGAUCCCGAGAAACACAACUUCAGAUGAUCCUCAUCCUCGAGAUUCUUUCUUUGCAGCCAUUAUGCACUUCCGAUAAUGGUGCUGACUCGCAGCAGCCGUCGCUCCCUGGUGACGAUGCUGUCCUCCACGAAGAUGCAUCCCAGCCACAGAAGAAAAAGCGGAACCGGCAUAAUCUCCCAUUCCUCCUGGACGUGCAUGCCGAUCGACUCACGAUUUGGCACUCUACCGCGCUCGACGAUGUCAACAUGGUGGAUGGCACUGACAGCCAACGGAAUCCUGAAGAUCAAGACAGUCUGCGGCCGACGGCAGACCCCUUAAAGGACUUCUGUGUUGACAUCAUUGUCCCAUUCUUUUCUGCACGUCUUCCCGAACAAUGUGAUUCUAUCAACAGGAAGCUAGGCGGGCCUGUCAUGAUCUCUCCUCCAAAGCCUCGUUCGAAAGCCAGGCGGCGCGAUGUUAGUGCUUCCAAGGCCAAGGCCAAGCCAGAGACGACGAGCAAGCGCUCAGGGUCUUCCAGCCACAAGUCCAGUCUAGAGAAUGUCUUGUCCAGAGAGUCAUUAAACCACCGCAGAAGCAUGUCGCGGGGUCCCAGCGGAAUGAUCGCCCUGAUGAGAUCUGCCUCAACGCCCCUCUUGCCAGCCAUGAAGAGAGAGGCUAGCGAACCAGCCCCGGUUGCAAAUAUUCCCACAGCCACGGAGAAAGAUACUGCACAAAGCCCGAGUGCCAAUGGUGCUCAGGGCGUGAAGCGAAAGCUGGGAGAGGAUCGCGUGAAGAAGGACGCACAGGUAAAGGCUGAGCUCAAGAGUGCCAUUUCGGCACUAAGGAGACCAAAUCGCGAAGUCGUCGGCCAGGCUAUGGAGGAGGACGCUGAGAGACGAGCCACCACUACGCUGUCUCAGCUGAAGAAAUCCAGGAAACCUCAGAUGCAUCCUCGGAUGCAGAGCGUAGUCAAGGCGACACCGACAACCUCGCGCUUCAAGGAUGUGCUUGGGCGCGAUGCUUUCAGUCAGCCGGCGUUUGGGGCCAUUUCCGAAGAUGUCGAUGCAUAUGAUGGCCCAUCUUCGGCAUCCAUGGUCCCUUCUUCAGCACCGAGAAAGCAACGUCGGUCUGUUGGCCUAGACGAUCGUGGCAGUGUUCGGCCUCGGCCAGCCACGGCAAGGCGGUCGGAACAGGUGGAAGCCACCCCGGCAAAGCCAAUAGCUACAAGAUCGGAGACAGACCUUCUCGCAGGAGCGAACGACGAAGGUUGUGUCCUUGCCUCCUCCCCUGUAAUGUCGCGGAAGAUUGCACAACCUCGAUUUCUGCAAGCUGGCUACAGGGCCGGUUUAUCGCACAGAGACAGCGGCAUCUCGAUGCCUUCGUCACCGAGCGCGGGCUUGAUGGAGACGCCCGUGAAGCGGUCGGCACCUACACCAUCAAUGCCGCACUUUGUCAGUGUCACUCCUGUCAAGCGAUCCGCGGAUAUCUUCGCGAAGCAGGCGCCAGCCACCGUGGUCAACGAUGCGGUGGUUACAGAGAAGCCGAAGUCGAUAUACGCACGACUCGGAUGGGACGAUGAGGACGAGGACGACUUGUGCUAGUAGACCAACAAACAACUAGGGGCACGUGGCAGACUCUGGGAAUUACGCAUGGGAACCGGCAAAAUAGAUUUGGGUAUGACUUACGAAGACACGGGAUCACGGGAUUCACGCAUCAAGGAAAAGGCGUCCAGAGAUGAUUUGUGUUGGAACUGGCAGCAUACUUGUACAGCAUGUUUUGCAUCACAUAGCUAGACAUCAUGAACACCUUGCGAAUAUACAUUCUUGACUUCA